AUGCAGCUCAACAUCCUCCGUACAGUGCCAUUGUGUCGUGGUACCGAAUCUGGAAGCGCCGACUUGAGCGACCAGCGAAUGGAACAAGACAUACCUCUGCGGCACAAUCAUGAAUCGGAUCCUCCCGGCGCUGAUCUUGAGGCUCACCUCGGUCAAGAAGAAGCCCCGCUGCCGGGGUUGAUUCGCGCAUCCAGUCACCGACAGGACGAUGUCAUGUACCUACUUGCAAGGCGCUUUCGCCAACAGGCAGCAUUUUGCCUUGACACAAAAGCCAAUGUCGUCGAACAACACUGGAGAGAAAUUGUCCGUGCUCUAGAGCGGGAUGAAAGUGGUACAGACAAGCUCCAGAAGGAUUUCUUUGGGCAUAUCAAGGAGUAUUACGAACUUGUAAUUCUCACACAUCAGAUUGAGGGACUUAACAAACCAGACCGCCUACUGCUCAAGCACUUCAUUACCACGGUCAAAUCGUACCUUAAGGAAGGCCAGGCCAGCUUUCUUGAAGCCACACGUGACGAUUGGCUAGAGGCGUAUCCUAUCGAAACCCUGAAUCGGUGGUUGAAGCUUAUGCCUGAACAUGGCACUUUCAGAUCUAUUUGCGACAAGUUUCGGAACAGGACGACAACCCAUGAGCACUAUGAUACCCAUGAGUACCCGGACGAGUUUUUCGGUGCGGUGUUCAUCACUCUUUCCCACAUCGUCAUCGUGGUGCUCGUGGGCGGUCCCGUCGUGGUUCAAGCGCUUGACAUCCUGCCGAUGGUGGGCAACGUGGUGAUGUACAUGGUGUGCUUGAUCUUCUUUAUCGUCUUUACCCAGGCGUUUGUUCGUGGUGAGGGGGCUCAAUUUUUGCUGAGCCUCGCCUAUGCAGCCGUUGCUGCCACUAAUCUUGGCCGCGGGUGCUGA
Molecule: messenger RNA, 900 nt
Organism: Ilyonectria robusta
Lineage: Eukaryota; Fungi; Ascomycota; Sordariomycetes; Hypocreales; Nectriaceae
Exons: 4
Coding region: 1-900 (299 amino acids)
Source: RefSeq, a predicted model, not a curated record